Messenger RNA from Aspergillus versicolor CBS 583.65, 651 nucleotides. RefSeq lists its product as uncharacterized. The record is from RefSeq and is a predicted model, not a curated record. The transcript is spliced from 3 exons. NCBI's taxonomy places the organism in Eukaryota, Fungi, Ascomycota, Eurotiomycetes, Eurotiales, Aspergillaceae. The coding region runs from base 1 to 651 and encodes 216 amino acids.
AUGGCAGCUCACCGAGAUCUUCUCUAUGUGGCCUCGAGGGUCCGCUCUCCCCCUAAAAUCUCAGUUGAUGGCUUCCACGCCUGGUACGACAGCGUCCAUGUCCCUGACGUGCUGAAGACAUCGGCUGUCAGCACUGCGUACCGCUACAAUGCCGCUACGGACACUACGCCAUGGCCGUUCCUUGCAAUAUACCCCGUCCACUAUCUGCCUCAGUUCGUCAAGGGGGAUUAUGCAAGCAUUCCAAGCACCAGCGAUCUCUUGCCGGGACCCACGCACAGUUGCUUUGAUGCUGCGCAAUUCGACAUCCGGGGAUAUCUCCCGGUCGCGAGUGGGAGCGAAUCUGAUAUCCUGGCUGAUGCAGCCUGCGACCUCCUGAGUGUGGAAUUUAAUCCGCCAUCCGACGUCGACGAGUCCGACUCUGGGGCCAUUUGGAAUUGGUUUACCAAGAAAUUCGCCUCUCUGCGCUUGCAGCGAGUUGGUAUAUACAAGUUCUGGCAGGUUCUAUACCAGGACGAAAAGCUGGACACUCUACCGACAUAUCUGGCUCUGGCUCAAAUAAAUGCGAGCGAUGAAGAUUACAAGAAAGCCAUAGAGCAGAUACGGUCGGCUAUUCCAACUGCCCAGUGGAAAUUGAGAAGGGCCUUUGGCUAG